UUAACUAAACUGGUGUUCCUCAACUGCCUUUAUCAUUUGAACAGGGGUGUACGCCCACGUCAAAUUAGUAUUUUCACACCGCUGACGUUGUGUCAUGUAAAAUGUUCAGGAAUAAUUAUCAGGGUGGAGCUGUGGUUGAGAUCUUCAGUGGACAAGGAAAAGACCCUGCGGCUAAAUGGAAACUCUGCGGAGGGCCGUCAGCCAUAUAUAAAGAGUAUAAUAAAGAAGUCAAAGGAUGUGUUUACUGUCUGGAUGGAAGCAGCCAGACAGUCAAGAUGCAAAUGCCGGAGAAUGGCAAAAUGUCUCUUGGACUUCUCCAAAGAUUUUUGGUGCUUCAAGUCAACGUUUCUCACGGUCAUGACUUUUCUGCUGAGCUUGUGAUAACUGAUUCAGAGGGCCUAAAAAGAAGACUCCACUUAUCAACAGUGCAUAAAGAGGUGUCUGCCACACUUUUGCAUGCAAAGAUACCUUUUGUUGGACUGAAACGCAAUGUUUGGUCAACAUUAUGCAUCGACCUUGUAUCACUGAGCGGUGAACUGUUCAAGGGAUUUUUGACACUGGAUGGCAUCACGUUGUUCGCUACCUGCAAAGUCCGGAGAAUCUUCACUGUAAGAACGGAGCAUGCAGGAAUGUCAGAUGAUGACAUGUUUCGCAGUGGAGCUGGUCUCAUGGACUUAAUCCCACGCAGUUGCCAGUUCCCACCAGACGUGAACCAAGUCAUUCAGGUGUUCAACAGGGAAAAUGUGCGAAAAACAGAUUUGAGGACUGGUCUUUCUAACUCUGACUGUGUUCCUACCACUGCCAGAUCAACCUGUUAUCGGAGAACCAGGCCCCAGGGCAUUUUACACACAGCCUCAGGCUCCAGAGCCUCUGGACCACCUCUCCUAACUGGAAGAAAUAGCAAGGGAUCGAGUAGAAUGAACCAAAAGGUUACUACAGAAAGUCAGAGCAUUACCAACCAGAGUGAGAAUUUAUCACAUGGAGAACCUUCCCACAUUCCCAAUGAGGCUUUUGUAAUGUUGAAAGUACAUUAUGUAGGAGCAUCUGGCAGUUUACAGCCACAUCCCCCUAAAAAAAGAGCAGUUGACAAGAAGGGAUCUAAGAAGCUGAGAGUCAUCAGUGCUGGAGGAGAAAAGCAAACAUCAUCAAAUGAGUGUCACACUCCUGCAAAGGAAAGCUCAGCACUCAUGGUCACAGAGUCUCAACUGUGCUCUGUGCAGCAAGGUUUGCCUUCUGACCUGAAGGUCUGGAACAGCUGGGAGAGUAAUGAAGGGUCUGAGCCUCAGCUCACUCUGCAAGAGAAGGUGUUCACUUUCUCAUCCCAGCCUCACUCACCCAAACGAGGACAAGGCCAGGGUGACCAGGAGAAGAUGGAGAUGGGAGAUCGUCAGGUUCAGAGCAAGAUUGGGAGGCGGUAUGAUGUCCAGCCCGAGGAUGACUUUAUUGGCAGUGAAAGUGAUGAGGAUAACAACUUCACCAUGUUCCAACAUCAACAAACAAGUGGGUCCAAUCUUACAUCUCCCAGAACGCUUGAUCCAACUUUAAGCAAACAACUUGAAGGUCACCCUGGAUCUCCUAAUGUGAACCUAACACCUCCACUUAACACCGGUAUGCAGCCUCAUUCCAGUGGGAAAGCUGAACCUGGGCUGUUUCCCACACGGUGCUUCUCACCUAAUGGACUGGAACAGAAGCGUGGUCCAAGAGCUUCAGAGAAAGUAAACCGGGUUCUUGAUGUGAGCAGCAGCAUAUCAGUUUGUAGAAGACUCCUGCAAGAAGUCAAAUUGGAUGAUUCAAAACAGCACAAGGCUGAAGAAGAAGAUGAGACACUAAAGCCUGUUGAUUCCAGUCAUUGCGACUUGGACCUGCUCAGCAGUCCGCAGACACAAGAUGAUGAGGAGCUUCGAAUGCUGGCUAGCCUAAAAAGAGAGCAAGAGGAAGAUGAAUGUAAAGCCUCGGGCCUCAGUGCAUCUCAGAUCCACCGGUGUAAUGUCAGCAUCAGCAUGAGCAGUGACGAUACUUCUACAUGGACCCACAUCUCUCUGCCGACUAAUCAGGGACACCACUAUCAGACGGAAAUGAACCCCUUCCUGCAAUCAAACCCCAGGGAAUGGAUGGACGUGCUCAGCCCUCCUAUUAUGCCUCCCAGCCAGCAGAGAAGGUCAGGCAACGCAUGGAACAAUGGGGGAAGUCUAGUCAGAGGAGGAGAUGAGUCAGUGAAUGAAGAGGAGAACGAGGAUGAGUAUUUGAAUCUGCUCUAUGAUCCUUGCCUGAACUGCUAUUUUGAUCCAAAGACAGGAAAGUACUAUGAACUGGCAUGACUUGAAGUCAAUUAGAGCCAAAAAUAAUAAAUCAAAUUGAAAGUGGAUGAAUGGCUUCAGGAUUUAUCAGCUGAGCUUAUUGAUCGGUAUUGAAUUCCCAAUUCAGAAAAAAAUCACUUUCUGUCUAUCCGUUCGUUUGUGGAAGCUAACAGGAGCUUUGUGUCACCAUAUGUAGUGUCAUGUAAGUCUGUAAGAGCCUGGGAAUGUAAUACAGAUACUUGCUUUUUGAAAGUUCUUGCUUAUUCAUUCGCACAUGUGAUGCUAAAAAGAGUCUGUUCAUGAAGCUUGGCUGGCAAACUCUUAUCGGGCUUCCUCAAAGAACGUACGGAAUCUGUGAUAUUUCAGUUUUACAUGUUACAAUACAGAUAAUUUAUGGUGUCACAAAAUCAUAAAGCCAUGCUGUGCAUAUGUGUAAUGUGAAUUAAAUUAAAUUUGAAAUAGCAGUGGUUUGAAUUUCUUCUGUUUAUCUGGAUUUAAAAUGAGUAAUUUGACAGAAUUGGGACAAGGAUAAAGGAAGAUGAUUGUUUUUUAAUAUACUCAAUGCAUGUAAAAAUCUUCAAAAUUAGGAUCUCAUGGCCUGCGACUGUAACUGGGAGUACAACAGGCGGGUUGCUCAUGAGGCUGGCAAGUCUUUUCGUCAGUCUCGCCAAAUCACUCAUCACACCUGAUGAGCGCCUGAUACCAGCUUGAAUCAUUAUUUUCAGCCUGAUAUAAACUGUUGCCUAACCAUGAAGAAAAAAAAAUGGCAUAAAAGAAAGGAAAAUCACAUCCUGGGAAAUGUUUUAUUAUUUGUAGAAAUUCAGGAAACAAUAGCAGAGUGACAAAUGUUCAAUUUCACAAUGUAUUGUUUCCAAUUAACAGUUACAAGCUGCCAAAACCAGACCUUGGACAGAGAAAAAUCAACAUUUCUGAAUUUUAAUGCGCUUAUGACUCACAAAACUGGUCCUAGGAACUGUGUGACAGCCUCGAAAAGGCACUGAAUGUUACAUAAGGAACUGCGUCGCAUUUCAAGCAUGAUCUCAGUGCUUUAUAUAGUACAGGACCCAAUAAAAAACAUGCCAAAGGAUCAUUAGUUAAAACUGACUUCCUCUCUAAAGUAAUCAGACACAUACGUCACCAUUUGUAAGUACUAUCACACUUAGUGGAUCGUUUGCAGCAAAAACGACAAGUCUGAAAAUAAGUUUUAAAUAGGCCAUCGGAAGGUCAUGUGACACAUAACUUUAUGUCACAUGGUGUUCUUUAACAGGGGCGGGGAAACAGGUGAAAAAAGCAGAAGCAGGAAGUAAACAGCUGUAGAUCUUACGACUAUACUCGGACCAAAAAUAAUAAUAAAUCGUUUAAAUGCUUUUAAAUCGCUUCAGUUUGGAUCCUUGCAGGCUAUAAUGUUCACAGUUCGAGGCUGCAUAAUGAAAAUAAGUUAGCGGGGCUUUAAAGGUAACAAGGAUGUCUGAACAACAGGCCGGGUUAAGGCUUCACCCCGGGAUUAUUGCAUCAGUGAUCUUGGUGUCUGCGGCGGCGGUAGCUGCUGCCGUAUUGAUCAUCCGAAAAUACUGCUUCCCAGUCAAUGAGGCAACUUACAGAUACUCAGUGCUGAGACAGAUGGAGGAGGGGCAUUCAGCAGCGGCAGAGGAGGAUGGCGACAGGAGGUCGCGCACAGUGGGAGAGGAUUCAGACGAGGAUCUUUUGGAAUAAAUCUCCAACUGGGAAGCUGCUGGACUGACUGAAAUGGAGUUUAUUCUAUAAACUGUGUGGUGUACGAAUGAAAUGGAGGAUUGUUUUCGUAGCGGGGAUAAAAAGCGAGCCACGAAUGUGAAAACCAAAAAUAUACAAUUACAGAUAAAAUAAGUGAGGAAAUAGUAUUCAGUAUUUGCAGUUAUAUCUUAAACUGUAAUUCUGAGAUUAAAUGUGAUUUCUAUUUGUGCAGCUUCAUACUCUUAGAUGUGAAAUAAUGACCUUCAUUUGAAUCAUCACUGACAUUUUCUUUUCUUUUUUUCCCUUUUUUACACAUAACACAUGACAUUUGAUGUCUUUGGCUACUACCCAACCCUCUGAUGGGUGGAGGUUGUUCCCGCAGGCACAGCUCAGGGCUUAAAAAAGGUGUUCUUUUCCAGCAUAAAACUCAUUUAAUCCUUAUUUCUCACAAUCAAUAUUCUGCUAAAAUAUGCUACAAUAAAACAACCAACAAAACAUUCAGCGUUAGCUGUGGUAGAUAAGAGUCGUAAUGAAUUGUCAACAAAAUUGAAUGUGUUAUUUGGCGAUACGGUCAGCGUAUUAAAGCAGCAAUUCAUGCAGACUUUUUAAAUUAUUCUUUUAUUUUGGAAACCCUGAUAACUACUGAGCUAUCUGCACAUCUUUCAGCUGCAUUUAUUUUGUUGUUGUUUUUGGACGAAUUGAGCUCUGAGACCUAUGCGUUUGAUAAGAUUUGUGGGUAUGUGAUUUGGAUGCUAAUGCUGCUGAUCAUAUGGAGAGUCAACACUCCACUAUUUACUCCAUUAUUUCCACUAUUUAACUUUAAAUGACGACCCUUACCUUAAAUAUAAAAUCUAAAGCGGAACAUUAUUUCCUGUAUUAUUUACUGGCAGUGCAAUAAAUGUCAGUGGGACAUUGAAAGGGCAGACGCACUCACAUUCGCUCAAUGUUUGUCUGAAAAAGUCUUCCACAGAACAUGUAAAUGUGCAAUGCUAUGAAUUAAGCGGUUGUUACAAAGUCGCACAUGGAAAUGUGAUGUUUCGCAUACCCCAAAUGAUGUGCAGCUAAAGGUAGUCAAAAUAGGACUUCAGCUGUCUGCCAGUUGGGCAGUUUCCCUUUGAAAGGAUUUCCUGUUUCAUCGUUCCACUUAAAGGCAAUUUGCAGUUUAGUCCACUGGGUCUUUAAUGUAGCGCUGGGCUGAAUGAUGUACCCUGAUCUUUCUGACAGCCAUACUUGUCACAGAUAGAAAAAAAGCCACUUACCUGGUUGGGAGCUGCAAGUGAACAUUCUGACGUGAACGUCAGUGUCACGGCUCAAACUAACGAAUGGUUCAUUUUAAGUUAUUCGUGUGAUCAACAAAUCAGACACGAGACCCGAUUCUUGUGUUUUCCAAUCAUCUUUUGCUGCGUAGUUACUGAUAUUGAUGUGGAUCAGUAUUUAUAAAACCUACUGUAUCUUUUUAUUUAUUUUGUGGACAUUGGGAUCUAAAUCUGCUGGUUAUUAAACAUAUUAAGCAUGUGGACUGGUUAAGUGUGCUCUGUAUGUACUUAUUUCCCCCCCAGUUUGUUACCUUGAUGAUUUGUGUCCUUAUAUAAAGGGAAUGUUUUAUUAAAUGUAGCUAUGGAAUAAAAAAUCCAGGAGCUAUGGAGUCAAAUGUUGAAAAAUAUUGCCGGCGUUCAUUUGAUUGCUGUCUGCAGAAUGUCGAUAAUCAUACAAAAGGAAACCGAUUCCCUUACUGUGUGCUUUGUGUUACCACUGAUCAGUAAACGGCAGUACACAAAUACCACCUGCUGGUCACCUUUAGUAAUACACCAUCGUCACCUGAAGUUGGUGUGAACAUAAUGUGAAAUCCUUGAUACUAAAUAGUUUUGUGCUUUGUUUGUAAUUCUUCAGCCUUUCAAGGUUUUAAACAAUCUUAAAAGUUCUGAUAGGAAUUCAGUUGGUGAAUUCAAACAAAGCAGAAACAAAGCAGCACUCUUCAACAUCCCAGGCUCCUUGUGUGAUACCUUCUGUCUUAUUCAAGGGUGUUAAGGCAAGACGAUUUUAAUCCAAAGGCAAUGCUUUGUACAAGGGAGCCAAAAUUCAUUUAUUGGAGUUUAGUUCAUGAUUCUGUGGUAAAAUCAUGUAAAGUUAAGUAAUAAAUCUGUUAAACUUCAUUUGGCUACAAAUAUGGAAAAAUAAUUGGUAAUUUUUCAGCUGAACAAGUCUGUUUGGUUGUUUUGCUGAAUCUAGAAGUGCUUCACACUGUUGUCAUAAGAAGAAAACGAAACACAAAUUUAGAAGAAAAGAGUACAUCCCUUCAUACUGUUUUGAGGAAUCUAUGCCGGGAAGAUCUGAUGCUGAUGCUGUCCUGGAGGAAAACAACACCUUUGCAACAUUUUAGAUAAAUUGGUACAAUAGCUUGAUGGGGGGGGAAACAGCUCAAGCAGAAAAGAGCUCAACAAAAUAAAACAAAAUU
Molecule: messenger RNA, 6465 nt
Organism: Neolamprologus brichardi
Lineage: Eukaryota; Metazoa; Chordata; Actinopteri; Cichliformes; Cichlidae
Gene: cfap20dc
Product: CFAP20 domain containing
Source: RefSeq, a predicted model, not a curated record